Nilaparvata lugens (brown planthopper) is the source of this 2780-nucleotide messenger RNA. RefSeq lists its product as uncharacterized. Gene Ontology annotation, biological process: regulation of transcription by RNA polymerase II. The transcript has 2 exons. Gene Ontology annotation, cellular component: nucleus; transcription regulator complex. The coding region runs from base 119 to 760 and encodes 213 amino acids. The record is from RefSeq and is a predicted model, not a curated record. Gene Ontology annotation, molecular function: DNA binding. NCBI's taxonomy places the organism in Eukaryota, Metazoa, Arthropoda, Insecta, Hemiptera, Delphacidae.
AAAUAGCACACGGUACCAGCAGCUGACGAGGCAGACGUCAAAAUCAGAACGCGGUCAAUAACUCUAGCAUUCAGGAGUUAUUUUGAACGAAAAUUCAAAAAAUAUUGGUAGCGUCAACAUGGAAACUAAAAAGUUAAUUGAAUUAGUUAGAGAAAGACGUUUAAUAUAUGAUGUACAUGAUACUGAUUAUAGAAAUCGUGAUAAGAAAACAGAAGCUUGGAUGGAAAUCGCAAAUCAGAUGGGAAGAGGAAAUGGAAAACAAUGGUGUAUAAAAUGGAAAAACCUCAAGGACAACUAUAAUAGAUUUCUGAAAUCAAAUCAAUGCCAAACUGGACAGGAGUACAAGAAAUACCGAAACUGGCCGUGGGCAGAACUGCUCAGGUUUCUGGACGAUUUCAAGUUUGAAAGAACUGGUGAAAUCCAUAUCCCAGAAGUGCAAGUAAUCAUCAAAGAAGACGAUCAUCACAAAAAUCGCGAAUUGAACAUUGAAGAGGUGCCAGUGGUAAUUAAUACUUCUUUGAAUAGAACCCGAGAAGUGCAACAAGUUGAACAACCUGAAGACAUUAUAGUGAAAUACAUAGAGGAGAAAAUCAAACAAAAUACUAAUACAACUAUGGAUGAGGUUGAUCUUUUCUUUCUAAGCUAUGCUCGAAGUUUUAAGAAGUUGUCACCACGAAUGCAAGCUAAGCUCAAACUAGAUAUAGCAACUCUAUUUGCUCGGUAUGAAUUGCAAGCAGCAGGAGAAACUAGCAGCAGGUAAUACUCAAACUAUAUAUAGCAACUCUAUUUGCUCGGUAUGAAUUGCAAGCAGCAGGAGAAACUAGCAGCAGAUAAUAAUAAUCUUUUGAACAGGAAAAGGUUGGUCAUUCACAAUUUUGUGAUGCAGGAGUCAUACCUGCAGUGUAUGUAAUAUUUUGAGUAUCAUAAUAAUAUACCUUAUGAUAAUGACUGAUGAUUUUUGUUGUUGUCAAUACUAGAGUUUCUCGGUUCAAAUUCAAAUAAUUUUAAUUCUCUUAUUUGUUACAGUUUAUAGUAAUUUAUAUUCUUUGUUACCGGUAUGUCAAUUCCAUUGAAAGAUUUAUACUAGUUCAAAAUUACAUAAAUUUCCUUAUUUAUUUAAUUAUUUUAUAUUUAUAUAACAUUUAUUCAUGCUUUAUGUUAUAGUCAAAAGAGUUUUUUAUUUCGAAAUGAAUUAAUUCAAUCAUCUCAUCCAUUCCAAGUUCUACUAUUAUUAUGAUCAAUGAGUUCACUUCAAAAAUGUGUUCAUAAUGGUCUUUUUCGCAGAGCUCUUGGCGAAAUAACUUUUAGUAUUAUUCGAUAAUAAUAAGACAUUCAAAUAUAAAAAGUGAAGCAAUGGUUUAUUUUUCCAUUGUUACAAAAAGUUUGAUAAGUGUAGAUUAUUUGACUAUCGACAUUUUUCAUCUAAUAAAAACGUCUAGUCUAUAUUUUGCUUGGAUUUUCUUCCUCCAGUUUGCAUGUAGUUUAUAAAUAUAAUUUUCUUUCAAACUGUACAACUCAUUGAAUCAAUUUAUUCACAUGCAAAAAUAAGUAGAAAAACGAUCGUCAUUUUCAAGUAGUUCAGAGUAUAUUUACUCUAAAUUUGGUUUAUAAUGUUAAUUUUCAUUGAUUGUAAUUAAUAGGCUUAUACAAUAUAACAGUCAAUCACAAAAUGAUGUUUAAGAUUAUAAUUGUGUAUAACUAUCUAUUUUAAUUAUUUUAGAUGAAAUGUUUUUUCAAAUUGGUGAAUUAAAUAGUGUAUUAAACUUUUCUUCACAUCCUUGUUUGCUGUUAAUUGGAUACAUUGUUUCCUCUUCUUUCGACUCUUUGACCCCAGCAGACUCUACAAAAGCAAAGCUUCUUCUUCGACUAAAAAUUAACUUCAUACUAAUUGAGCAAUGCUUCUCAUCGACUGAAAAUUAACUUCACGAAGAAAUUCAGAAAUGUAAUUGGAACACUCUUGAAUUUGACUAAAAAUUAACUUCAUACUACAUGAGCAAUGCUUCUCAUCGACUGAAAAUUAACUUCACGAAAAAAUUCAGAAAUGUAAUUGGAACGCUUGAAUUUGACAGCCGCAAGUUUGCUCUUGGAGCCUCAUGAGUCAUGACUGGAAUACGUAAAGCCUGACCGCUUUUUGUCUUUGCGUACCUCAAAUUCAAAUAUAAUCGAAUUGCACAUAGAACAAUAAUACUAUUCUGGCACUGAACUGGAGAAAAACAAAUAGCCUAAUUUAGAUACCCAGAAGACUUCGACAACAGAGAAUCUAGCUAGAAGGGAAACCAAUGAAUGCUACUAUAGAAAAUACUUGUACCCUACGGUUGUAAUAUCCACCGGUAAUAAUUUGAUUAUUUGAAUUUUCAAUGAUUGUAAUGUUAUUUCAACUUAUACUCCUCAAUUCCAAUAAAUUUUUUAUAAUUUUUCAGAUAAUCUAUGCCAUAUUUCAUCUUAUAAAUAUGUAUCACACUACUCUUCAUACUGAUUCAGGGAGCGUUCAGGUUCAGGCGCUCCGAGAUUCAGCUGUCUUAGAAGGAUGGAUUAUGGAUAAAUACCACAUCCAUAUGGAUAUAAUAUCUGUAUCCUCUUAGGACCGUUGACCGCUCUCUGUGUACACACACCCUCAAUGAUAUUAUAAUCUUUGAAUUCCAAUGCAGAAUUAUUCUUAGCAAAUAAGUUUAUAACUUUUCCUACAGUUAUCUUGAAAAGUGACCAUUCCUGCACUACUGACUGAACGCAAAGAAUCACUUUUCCGCACUAGUGCGCAAAGUAAUACUUUGCGUACCGGU